AUGGAAAAGGUGGCGGCUGUAGGUAAUACAAGACAGAUCUACAGACUAAUAAAAGAAACUGGAAUUAAUAAGUCAAGUGUAAGUCAGACUAUUUCGGAAAAAGACGACACCCUCAUCUGCUCUCAGUCCAGACGUUUAGAACGAUGGGCGGAACAUUUUAAGGGGCAGUUCAGCUGGCCUCCAGCUACUCUACAACUACCCACCAUUUCCAGACAGCCUGAAUGGAACAUUGAAGUAGGUCCCCCGACUCUAGUUGAAGUUCAAAAGGCUAUAGAUAAUCUGAAACGAGGAAGAGAAGCUGGUCCAGAUGGAUUGGCUACAGAGGUCUUUAAGGAUGGUGGUCCAAUUUUAGCGAUUAGGUUGACUAAUAUUUUAGCUAAAAUCUGGGAGUUGGACGUAAUCCCAUCUUAUUGGUCACAAUCACUGAUUGUCUCAAUAUAUAAAAAGGGGUCAAAAUCAUCCUGUGAUAACCAUAGAGGGAUCAGUUUGAUUAACAUAGCAUCUAAAAUACUAGCUUCAAUAAUUAUCGGACGCCUAACUAAGACUCGUGAACUGCAAACACGAGAAAAUCAGGCUGGCUUCAGAUCUGAUCGUGACUGCAUCGGCCACAUAUCCAUCAUUCGUCAGGUUCUAGAAUACAGGCAUGCUUAUCAGCGUCCUACAAUGAUAGUUUUUCUUGACUUGAAAGCAGCAUUUGACUCUGUAGACCGAGAGGUUCUGUGGUAG
Molecule: messenger RNA, 726 nt
Organism: Schistosoma haematobium
Lineage: Eukaryota; Metazoa; Platyhelminthes; Trematoda; Strigeidida; Schistosomatidae
Exons: 1
Coding region: 1-726 (241 amino acids)
Source: RefSeq, a predicted model, not a curated record